AUGUCACCCCCUCCAUCCUGCGACAUCCUCGUGAUAGGCAGUGGCAACGCAGGCUUCUCGGCCGCCCUCUCCGCAGCCCAAGCAAACCCCAAAGCUAACGUGAUAAUCAUCGACAAAUGCCCCUCAGCCUGGGCAGGAGGAAAUAGCUACUUCACCGCAGGAGCCUUCCGCACUGCACACAAUGGCCUCAACGAUCUCCUCCCACUAGUCAACAACGCCAGUCCCGAAAAAGCGAAUCGAAUCGACAUGCCACUCUACUCCGAAUCAGACUUCAUGCACGACCUCCAGCGCAUGACGAAUGGCCGUACGGAUCGAGCUCUCUCGAAGAUCCUCGUUCAAGACUCACGCAGUACAAUUGGCUGGCUUGCAAAGAAUGGCAUUCGUUUCCAAUUAUCCUUCAACCGCCAAGCCUACGAAGUAGAUAAUCGCAUCAAGUUCUGGGGCGGACUGGCGUUGAAAACGGAAAAUGGCGGCAAAGGGCUUAUUGAAGACCAUCUGCGUGCUGCGAAGACGAAUGGUAUUAGCGUGUACUUCGACACGGCCGUGACGAAGCUGCUCACAGGCCCGCAAUCUGAAGCCAUCACCGGCGUCGAAGUCAUCCACCGUGCAGUCAACAAUUGCAACAAGAACUCCCAGUUCCCAGGUCAAAAGACUACUAUCCAAGCAAAGGCCGUCAUCCUCGCAGCCGGUGGCUUCGAAGCAAACCCUCAACUACGCGCGCAAUACCUCGGACCAGGCUGGGACGCAGCCCGCGUUCGAGGAACCCCGUAUAAUACGGGUGAUCUGCUCCAAAUUGCACAGCGAGACGUCUCUGCAAAGACAGUGGGCAAUUGGUCUGGCUGCCACAGUGUAGCAUGGGACUCCGAUGCCCCGGCGCACGCGGGAGAUAGAGGGGUUUCGAACGAGUUCACGAAAUCAGGAUACCCGCUCGGGAUUAUGGUGAAUCGGAAUGGCGAACGAUUCGUCGAUGAAGGGUCCGACAUGCGGAAUUACACGUAUGCGAUGAUCGGACGGCGGAUCUUGCAGCAGCCUUCCCAGGUCGCGUUUCAAGUUUGGGAUGCGCGGACGACGCCUUGGCUUCGGUCGGAGGAGUAUAGGGCUUCUGUGACGAGGCAUUUGACCGGGGAUACGCUGGAGGAAUUAGCGGAUCGGUGUGUUGACGCGGGAUUAACUGGUCGAGAGACGUUUUUGAGGACAUUGUCUGAGUAUAAUGCGGCUGUGAGGCCGGGGCACUGGGAUCCAGCGGUCAAAGAUGGAUUGGCGACGCAGGGCUUGGCGGUGUCGAAAUCGAAUUGGGCGCUGCCGAUUGAUCGUGCUCCUUUCCUCGCUGUCAAGGUCACGGCGGGCAUUACGUUUACGUUUGGAGGGUUGGCUGUGAAUCCUGAGACGGCUGCUGUUGUGUCGGAGACGACGGGUCAAGAGGUUCCGGGUUUGUAUUGUGUUGGGGAGAUGCUGGGUGGACUCUUCCAUGAUAAUUAUCCUGGUGGUAGUGGAUUGACCUCUGGUGCGGUGUUUGGAAGACGUGCUGGACGAGCAGCGGCGGAGACUUUGGCUUCUGAUAGAGCUGCCAGGCUGUAA
Penicillium argentinense is the source of this 1578-nucleotide messenger RNA. RefSeq lists its product as uncharacterized. Lineage: Eukaryota; Fungi; Ascomycota; Eurotiomycetes; Eurotiales; Aspergillaceae. The coding region runs from base 1 to 1578 and encodes 525 amino acids. The record is from RefSeq and is a predicted model, not a curated record. The transcript has a single exon.